AUGACCAGUUCCGUGGAGUCAGAUUUUACGAAUGGGUCAUGGGAGACGGUAAUAGGAGCAUGAGGCUUGAAGACCAAGAAAUAGAGUGGCAACUAACCCAAAGCUCAUCGAAGGACCUUCGUACCCAACAAGGGGAGCAAAGUAGCCUGGGUGCAAAACAAAACAAGUCUGCCACAUAUCAGAGAAAAGGUUCCUCGAAGGGCACUGAAAGCUCACUUGAAAAUUCCGAUGCCAAAAAUGGACGAGAGAUCCCUGGUGCAUACCAAGAAAGUCAUAAUAACUCUCUGGUAAAGUCCGAAGACUCGCCAGAGGACUGUGGGACUUCGGAAAGACGAGGUAUCUUAGGCGCGUUCCAGCGAAAAUUCAAUGGCAGUGGUCGUGGAGUGGAGCCAAGGAGCUCUGGUGGGAGAAGAGGAAAGUACUUUCGGGUUGGUGGCACCAGGGAUGGUAUGGUAAGGGGAUGA
Molecule: messenger RNA, 464 nt
Organism: Hymenoscyphus albidus
Lineage: Eukaryota; Fungi; Ascomycota; Leotiomycetes; Helotiales; Helotiaceae
Source: the annotation of a GenBank genome assembly